UGCCCUCUCACUCCCCUCCUCUCCGUUCCCCUCAGACGGACAGGAGAGCAGCCGAAGUGUCGGGCGCUCCGUCGGGCCGCACCACUUCUCUGAGAUGGAACUACCGCCUUUGUCUUUAUCCGCUCGCCCGGGACACUGGUCGUCCCGUUCCUAGUCACCCGCCACGCAAACAAAUGGGAUUUGACCGCAGUGACCUUUCCGCCAGACUCCAGGACGAGGUCUCCCUGCAGCUGUGUGGGGUGAACUAGCAUCUUGGCUACCUCCAGCUGUGUUGGGUGAACUAGCAUCUUGGCUGGUGUCUCCGUCCUCGACGUGCUUCCGGAGCACGUUAGCCUGGCUCUGACAGGACUCAUCCUGCUUCAGAGGAUCCGGCGGAGCAGCACCUUGCCCCUGACAGACCACCGCUAGACUCAAGCUGCCCUGCUAAAGCCCUGUCGUGAGAACCAGGGAUCUGAGGGGCCCGCACAGCACCGGGGCGUCGAAGCGCAGACUCUGCAUGUCAUGUCCGCCUGCUCAGACCUGCCUGUUUGCGUGUCCCCGGGGGAGGCCGGACGACGUGUGUCGGUGCGGUGAGGCUGCGACCCGUGUCGUUAACCCCCUCGGUGCCUGCUUCUGCUCUGGGCUGGGAGGGCCAAGGUCAACCCUCUGGGGGGUCUGUCAAGCAAGCCCACCCUAGAAGGAAGGAGAGGAGGAGGAGGGAACUAAAAGCCUUUCAGCCGGUUGGAUCUGCUGGGGUCGGGAGAGUUUGGAGGGGGGGCUGGGUGGGUGUUGCUGAGCGCUCCUCGCACCCUCAUGGCAUGCUGCCUCAAGUCCCACCACCACGGCAGCUGGAGCCCAAGACCCCACUCAGAUGAUGAAGUCGACCAACAGCACAGCACACCGGGGGGCGAGGGGGCCACUACGGGGGACGACACCCCUCCUGCCAAGCGCAAGGGCAAGUUCUCCACCCUGGGCAAGAUCUUCAAGCCCUGGAAAUGGAGGAAGAAGAAGAGCAGCGAGAAGUUCAAGGAAACUUCAGAAGUUCUGGAGAGACAGAUGUCUUUGAGGCGGCCCAGGCAGGAGCUUAUAGAGCAGGGGGUCCUGAAGGAGCUGCAGGAGAAUGAAGCCGAGGAGGCACCCAGCCCCAAGCAGCCCUACGUGAAGAACGGCCACACCCUGCCUGUCGGAGGAGGUGGGGGAGGAGGGGGGAGUGGGGGAGGAGGUGGAGUUGGUGGAGAGGGAGGCAGAGGGCAAGUGGACCAGGGUAGACCAGGCGCAGACUUCAGGAUGAACCCAUCCUGGCUCCCCCAGCCGGAGGACCGAAGGGGGCGAUACCCACCAGAAGGAGACCGCCGUGGGGCCUCGGGGCCCAGAGGGGGCGGCCUGCAGGGGUCCAGACCCCAGGGAGAUCCAGACUGGAAGCCUAACAUGGCCUGGCAGGGGCGGGGCCAGGGGCGGGGCCAGGCGGAGGAGGGGCGGCGCGGAGGCAGACUCCACCCCGAGGGGGAGCGGAGGCCAGGGCUGCAGAAAGCUCCGUCUGAGGACGGCCGGAGGUCGCGGCCCGCGGAGGCCGAGUGGAAGCCUACCCUCCCUCGUCACGCGUCUACGGAGGAGGGCCGGGCGCGCCGAGAGUCGGACGGCCACUUCGACCCGGACACCCUGCGUGAGCCGCUACCCCCCAAGCAGCCCGUCAUGCCCCCCAAGUGGCUGGUGAGCUCCGCCCCCGACCCGGGCGGCGCCCCGCCCAACCACCUCACGCCCACCUACCCCUCCCCCUCUCCCUCCGCCGUGGCCAAGCCGGCGCGGGGAGCCCCCUCGGCCGGCGCCAGCCCCCACACCUCGGCCGUCGUGUCCCUGGCGACCAGCCCCGCCCCCCACCCCGCCAAGCAGCCGCCCCUCCCCCCUCCCAAGCCGGCCAACAGGAGCGCGGCGGCGGCGGCCUUGAUGGCCUCCACCCUCCAGGGGUCAGACAGCAGCCAGCUGCCCCUCUACUGGUCCUGCUGGAAGAGAGAGGGCGACUAUGACGUCUACCUGUCCCUGCCAGUCUACCUGUGCCGGCGGCCCGGAGGCCUGUGCUCAGCAGAACUCUCGCAAGCCGGCGGGGCGGCUAGCCUGGUUCCCUUCAAGCCCUCGCCUCCGAUGCCCCCUAAGAGGACCACGCCCGUCACCAAGCGCAUCGCCGACGACAUCCCCGGCGCCCCCCAGCCGGCGUCCCCCUCCUCCCUGCCCUCCCCUGAGGACCACAGCCACCCCCUGCUGGGCUUCCAGCUGCCCCCGCCCCCCCCGUCCCCGCCCCUGCCCACCCACAUCCCACCGUCCCCCCCCCGCCAGCACCUCCACCCCCACCACCUCAUCCACCAGCACUCCUACCCCCACCCCCUCCCCCAACCCAUGCUCUUCGACCCGCCCAGCCCCACCCACGAGCCCCACCAGCGCCCCGCGCCCAUCCCCCUCCACAUCAUGAUCCAGAGGGCCCUGUCCAGCCCCGGCCCGGCCCAGCCUCACCCAGACGGGGCCCAGCGCGCUCACACCCUGCUCUUUGACACUCCGCCCGAGUACCAGGGAGACCGCGGCCGCCCGCUGGCCGUGAGCAUCCAGCCCCUCAAACUGGCCGAGGACGACUACUCGGAGGAGGAGGAGGAUGACGAGGAGGAUGACGAGUACGAAGGGGAGAUCCCCCAGCCCGAGCUGGAGCCGCGCAGCCGCAGGUGCAUUGUGGGAGAGCCCAACAUCAGCGUGAUCCCGGAGGGACCCAACAGCAGCGAGGAGGAGGAGGAAGAGGAGGAGGAAGAGGAGGAGGAGGAGGAGCGGGACAUGCACGGGGAGGACAGUGACUCGGAUGGGCCGGUGCUCUAUAAAGAUGAGGAGGAAGAUGAUGAGGAUGAAGAGGACGAGCCGCCUCCUAGUGCACUGGCCAGCAGGGUGAAGAGGAAGGACACCCUGGCCCUGAAGCUGAGCAGCCGGCCCUGCGCCCCAGAGAGGCAGCUCCAGGGGAGGCGGACGCGCUCCGAUCUCCCCCCAGGGCAGACCGGGCUGACCUGGCAGAGCAGGGAGCAGUGGGAGGCCAUCCGGACUCAGAUCGGCUCGGCGCUGACCAGGCGACUCAGCCAGCGACCCACAGCUGAGGAGCUGGAGCAGAGGAACAUCCUUCAACCCAAGAAUCCGGCAGACAGACAGGCAGAGGUCCGAGAGAUCAAGAGGAGACUCACCAGAAAGUUGAGUCAGAGGCCCACGGUAGCUGAGCUACAAGCCAGAAAGAUCCUCCGUUUCCAUGAGUACGUGGAGGUCACGAACGCUCACGACUACGAUCGCCGUGCCGACAAACCUUGGACCAAGCUCACGCCUGCCGAUAAGGCUGCCAUCCGGAAGGAACUGAAUGAGUUCAAGAGCUCUGAAAUGGAAGUCCACGAAGAGAGUAGAAUAUAUACAAGGUUUCAUCGGCCUUAGUGUCUAUGCUCCACACUGGCAAGAGAAGCACUUAAACCGCCUGCUGGCAGAGUCUCCUCUGAGACUCAGGCCCCUGGAGGAGAACCUGGGUCUCGGUGCUCCAGAAACAGACUGCCUUUUCAUCUCUCUGAAUGUACUGUCCAGAUAAUCAGGGACGAGCCUGGGACAGACUCCAUACAGGAGGACCCCUCCUCCAUCACCCUCUCACACCUGUCUGGCCCGUGGGCUGAGGAACACAUGCAGUACUCCUCCCAGACAGCAGGGGGAUCCACGUGCCAACCGAGUGGAGAGCUGGCGGAGGACCUGAACUUGGAGGGCUGAUGUUUGUGGUAUCCCUCAGGGACUUGGUUCCAUUUGUAGCUCUGGCCGACUCAUUCUAUGUUGCCUUUUUCUUCCAUGCUUCUACUCUGUAUGGCACAGCUAGCCCUUGUUAUAACAUAACAGUAAUAAUAACAGUUAUAAUGAUGGUGGUGACCAUAAUAAACACAGUAAUAAUAGAUGUUAGACUCUAAAAGCUGCAGAGAGCGGAAGGAUAAGAAGACUUAGAGCAGGGGUCGACGUUUGCUCUGGGAUAUUUGUGUAUUUGUGUAUAGAUUUAUGUAAUUUCUUAGAAUGAAACUUGGAGAGGUCUAAUAACAAAACACUCUGUAAUGCACAAAACAUUUUUAUAUUGUAAUUUUGAUCACAGCAAAAGUGAUGGCUCUUGAUUUGCUUUGCCUGUAUUUAUGGUUGUAAUGUGGGGUGAUAAUUUGAGCUUCAAUUAGUCAUAGGAAAGGUCAACAAGGAGAUAGUUGCCCUGGUUGGUAAGCAGUUUUUCAUACCUAACAUAGAAAGCUGGUAUUUCAUAUCAAUGAUUUCUGCAAUUCGCUGCAUGAACCAACACUCAGAUUCGAGUGCAAUUGAAGCAGAACCUUUUUAUUUACUUUUUUUAAUUCUUCUUUUCUACUUCCCUUUAUAGGUCAAACCAUGCAACGAGUAGCAGUUUUAAAUGAUAGGUUUAUGGUUGUUGGCAUCAUAACUAGGAGUUCUAUGUCGCAAAAGUUGCAGAAAGUCUCAGAGCAGUGGCAGUAGAUCACACCAUUAUGAAAUAUAAAAAUAAAAUAAAAACACCAUUUAGUGAUUUUACGGUUGACAGGGAGCCAUUUCGGCAACAACAUUUUUAACGGCAGGAGUGUUUUAUCAUGUGUUAUUUUCAGGCCAGUAGAUUACAGGGUUCUAUGAUGUACAGAUUCAUUUAGAUUUAACUGACUGUUGUGAAUAUUGCGUCUUCCUAUAAUUUGAAAAUACAUUUUAAAUAUAAUAAAAGUAUUAUAGGUUGCUAUUUUUUUAAGCACAAAAUAUCAGUGUACGGUUGAACACUACAAGAAUGGGAAUACUAAAGUACGCCUUUUCUGUAUUACUUAGUUUUGUUUUUUUAAUUCAAUGUGGAGUUUUAGAAACUGACUUAUUUUAUCUUUUGAUGCAAAUAGCCACCCCCGGAUCUAAUUAAAAAACCUUACACAUUAUGUUCAAAGUCUUCUUCAGAGUACUGUGAAUAAAAGUUACUUCAAAUACGA
Messenger RNA from Hypomesus transpacificus, 4982 nucleotides. RefSeq names its product phosphatase and actin regulator 4b (gene phactr4b). The transcript has 15 exons. The coding region runs from base 793 to 3426 and encodes 877 amino acids. The record is from RefSeq and is a predicted model, not a curated record. Gene Ontology annotation, biological process: neural crest cell migration; actin cytoskeleton organization. Gene Ontology annotation, molecular function: actin binding. NCBI's taxonomy places the organism in Eukaryota, Metazoa, Chordata, Actinopteri, Osmeriformes, Osmeridae.